This is a messenger RNA of Onychostoma macrolepis, 1173 nucleotides long. RefSeq names its product aspartylglucosaminidase (gene aga). Gene Ontology annotation, molecular function: N4-(beta-N-acetylglucosaminyl)-L-asparaginase activity. Gene Ontology annotation, cellular component: lysosome. The transcript is spliced from 9 exons. Bases 87 to 1100 code for a protein of 337 amino acids. NCBI's taxonomy places the organism in Eukaryota, Metazoa, Chordata, Actinopteri, Cypriniformes, Cyprinidae. Gene Ontology annotation, biological process: protein deglycosylation. The record is from RefSeq and is a predicted model, not a curated record.
UGAGUAAGUGCAUGACAGCACGUGACCAGGGUGUUCUGAUAAUACACUUUGAAAGAAAUGCAGGAUAUAUCCUUUGAUUAUUGAAUAUGAUUCAAAGACUAUUUGUCAUCAUUUGUUUGCUUCCUCUAAAUCAAGCUGCGCUGCCCUUGGUGAUCAAUACUUGGCAAUUUAAGAAUGCAGCUAACGCAGCCUGGAGCACGCUGCAGAAGGGCGGCUCGGUUCUGGAUGCGGUGGAGCGGGGCUGCGCGCAGUGUGAGCUCGAGCAGUGUGAUGGGAGCGUGGGGUUCGGCGGGAGCCCGGAUGAGCGCGGAGAGACGACCCUGGACGCGAUGAUCAUGAAUGGAGACACAAUGGGAGUAGGGGCAGUGGCAGACCUACGCAGGGUCAAAAAUGCUGUGGGUGUUGCCCGAGCGGUGAUGGAACACACAGAGCACACCUUUAUAGUGGGCGAAUCAGCCACAAUCUUUGCUGAAAACAUGGGCUUCGUGUCUGAGGACUUGUCAACUAACAAAUCAAUAGCUAUUUUCUCCCAGUGGUUGCAGCAGAAUUGUCAACCCAACUAUAGAAAGAAUGUUUUUCCAGAUGCUUCCAAAUCAUGUGGGCCGUACAAGCCCAACGCCAAGCUGUGGAAGCCAAAGAAUCUGAAAGGAAAUUUUGACCCCAGUUCUCAUGACACAAUUGGAAUGAUUGCGAUUGGUAAAAACGGACAGGUGGCUGCUGCAACGUCAACCAAUGGAGCAACACAUAAGAUACCAGGCCGUGUAGGUGAUUCACCAGUGGCUGGAGCCGGGGCUUAUGCCGACAGCACAGCGGGGGGAGCCGCCGCCACAGGGGAUGGAGACAUCAUGAUGCGUUUCCUUCCUAGUUUUCUAGCUGUUGAUUUAAUGAGAAAUGGAGCCCAACCCACUGUUGCCUGUAAGACGGCCAUCUCCAGAAUCAAGAAGUACUACCCCGAUUUCUUUGGAGCAAUUAUUUGUGCCAAUACUACUGGUGGAUAUGGUGCUGCUUGUAACAAGCGUACUGGGUUUAGCCAGUUCCCCUUCAUGGUGGUUAACCCACAGACAAACCAAUCUCAGUUGCAGACGGUGGACUGCUUUUGAAUUACAAGCAUUUUGUUUUAUCUUUACAUAUUUUUAAAAGUUUGUUAAUGAAUUAUUGAUAUAUGCCUUGUGA